Messenger RNA from Oryza brachyantha (malo sina), 1836 nucleotides. Its product is annotated as protein TIFY 6a-like. Gene Ontology annotation, biological process: regulation of jasmonic acid mediated signaling pathway; regulation of defense response; response to wounding. The transcript has 7 exons. The coding region runs from base 172 to 1425 and encodes 417 amino acids. Gene Ontology annotation, cellular component: nucleus. The record is from RefSeq and is a predicted model, not a curated record. Lineage: Eukaryota; Viridiplantae; Streptophyta; Magnoliopsida; Poales; Poaceae.
CGAGCAAUCGCAAGGGGAGAGAGAGAGAGAGAGGAAAGGUCAAGGCAUCGUCGAGAAGAAGCUUGAGAGGAGGGGAGAGGAGAGGAGAGGAGAGGAGGGGCUGCUCGAUUCUCCUUGAGAGGGGAUAAAGUUUUGGUGUGGCUUCUUGGGUUGGUUCGUUUGGUUUCCGCCAUGGAGAGGGAUUUUCUUGGCGCGAUUGGGAGGAGGGAGAUGGUGAAGGAGGAGGCCGGCAGGCCGGAGCAUCCAGAUUAUCUGGGAGGAGGAGGAGGAGCAGCGUCGGCGGCGAUGCAGUGGCAGUUCCCGGCCAAGGUCGGCGCCGCGUCGUCGGCGUUCAUGUCGUUCAGGUCGGCGGCGAGGGAGGAGGACUCCAAGGAGGCGGUGUUCGACCGCUUCUCCCUCUCCGGGUUCCGCCCCCCGCCGCGGCGGCCGUCGCCCGGCGAUGCCUCCCCGGUCAUCGCGCACCAGCGGCAGUUUGGAUUCGACGGCCAGGUCAGCCGGCAGCAGUACGCCGCCGCGGCGCACGGCCACCGUGAGCAGGGCGUGGACUCCUACGGCGUAGCGGCGGCGCAUCGUCACCCGGUGCCGUUCGGCCAGGCGAAUCCCAUGCUCCGUGUUCAGAGCCUCCCCAACGUCGCCGGCGGGAGCCCGUACAAGAACCAACCGUUCACCGUCGGCAGCCCGGUGGCCGGCUCCACCGUUGGCGUCUACGGCGGCACAAGGGACCUUCAAAAUCCCAAGUCGAGGCAGAUGACCAUAUUCUAUGAUGGAGCAGUGAAUGUAUUCGACAACGUUCCGGUAGAGAAGGCUCAAGAACUUGUGCUUUUAGCAAGCAGGGCAUCCAUUCUGAGUCCACCAAGUGUAGCUCGUAAAUCAGAUUCACCUAUUCCCGCCACCGCGAAACUUGCAGUGCCUGAGGUUUUACCUGCAAGGCAGAUCAUAGUUCAGAAACCAGAGGCUUCUGUGCCUCAUGUAUCAGUGGUUUCGAAUCCGGUCACCAUUGUGUCACAAGCUGUGACUCUACCCAAGAGCUCGUCUAGCUCCAAUGACUCUGCAGGGCCGAAAUCUGGAGGCCUACCGUUAGCUGUUACCCCUUUGAGCCAGGCAGCCCCGUCCCAGCCGACACAAGUAGCAAACACAAAUGCCUCAGCUAUCAUGCCAAGAGCUGUCCCUCAAGCUCGAAAAGCAUCUCUCGCCCGAUUCUUGGAGAAACGAAAGGAGAGAGUGUCAAGUGUGGUGCCAUACCCAUCCUCAAAGAGUCCAUUAGAGAGCAGCGACACCAUGGGCAGUCCCAGCACACCGAGCAAAUCAUCGUGCAUGGACAUCACCCCGUCGACCAAUAACUGCGAGGAGUCUCUGUGCUUAGGUCAGCCAAGGAACAUCAGCUUCAGCAGCCAGGAGCCACCCAGUACAAAGUUACAGAUAUGAAACCUGAUGGUUGUCUAUACUGAAGACUCAGCUCAGUGAGAUCCGGCUGACUCCGACGCCAAACCGGAUGCCUCAUUUCGCACCCAUCUUAGGCAUGGUGAGAGACACAGGAAGAGUGACUUGAUGCUGUUUCUAGUUUGGCUGCAAUCAUUCUGUGGCUAGAGCUGUUUAUAUGUGCUGAUCUAGCCAUGGCCGCUGCCUCUAGCAGGAGAGCUGUGACAUUGCAGGCUUCAUGCUGUUCUUGAUUGUUUUGCUGUGAGCCAUUGCCGCAUUGGACAUGAGAGGAAAGAAAUGCUGCUGAGUUGUAUAGGAUUACAGAUUCGGCGUAUGUAAUUCUGCUGUUUUUGGUUCUAGUCUUACUUCAAAAAUACAAGCUAGCUUCAGAAUUCAAACAGUAUCCCUGAUGCCAAU